Gymnodraco acuticeps is the source of this 1865-nucleotide messenger RNA. RefSeq names its product tubulin alpha chain-like. Gene Ontology annotation, biological process: mitotic cell cycle; microtubule cytoskeleton organization. Gene Ontology annotation, molecular function: GTP binding; structural constituent of cytoskeleton. Lineage: Eukaryota; Metazoa; Chordata; Actinopteri; Perciformes; Bathydraconidae. The coding region runs from base 241 to 1596 and encodes 451 amino acids. The record is from RefSeq and is a predicted model, not a curated record. Gene Ontology annotation, cellular component: microtubule; cytoplasm. The transcript is spliced from 4 exons.
UGUACUGAUUAUUUGUCUCUGAGGUUUAUUCUCCAUUAUAGGGAUGCAUGUCAUCUUAUUUGCUUUGGGUGUGAAAUGGUUACUGCGGCAGAAAGAGGAGGAGUUUUUAUUUGGCGCACUUCACCUGCUCUCCGAUAGAGGCAGAGUGUGAGUGGUCCAUUAAGCAGCAGAUCAUUCUCAGACUCGGACACACACUCUUCAGGCUUGUCGUAUUACAUUGCAUAAUAAAGACGAGCAAUCAUGCGUGAAUGCAUCUCUAUCCACGUCGGUCAGGCUGGAGUCCAGAUUGGCAAUGCCUGCUGGGAGCUUUACUGCCUGGAACAUGGGAUCCAGCCGGACGGACGGAUGCCCAGUGACAAGACGAUUGGAGGAGGAGACGACUCCUUCAACACCUUCUUCAGUGAGACUGGAGCUGGAAAGCACGUCCCCAGAGCAGUUUUUGUGGACCUGGAGCCCACUGUCAUCGAUGAGGUGCGCACUGGGAUCUACCGCCAGCUCUUCCACCCUGAGCAACUGAUCACUGGCAAGGAGGAUGCUGCCAACAACUACGCCCGAGGACACUACACCAUCGGAAAGGAGAUCAUUGACACAGUGCUGGACAGGAUCCGCAAACUGUCUGACCAGUGCACCGGUCUUCAGGGUUUCCUGGUGUUCCACAGCUUCGGAGGGGGCACCGGCUCUGGUUUCACCUCCCUGCUGAUGGAGCGUCUAUCCGUCGACUACGGCAAGAAGUCCAAGCUGGAGUUCUCCAUCUACCCAGCUCCCCAGGUGUCCACCGCUGUGGUGGAGCCCUACAACGCCAUCCUGACCACCCACACCACCCUGGAGCACUCUGACUGUGCCUUCAUGGUUGAUAAUGAGGCUAUUUAUGAUAUCUGCCGUAGGAACCUCGAUAUCGAGCGUCCCUCUUACACAAACCUGAACAGGUUGAUCAGUCAGAUUGUGUCCUCCAUCACUGCCUCCCUUCGCUUUGAUGGUGCCCUCAAUGUUGAUCUGACAGAGUUCCAGACCAACUUGGUGCCCUAUCCCCGUAUCCACUUCCCUCUGGCCACCUAUGCUCCUGUUAUCUCUGCAGAGAAAGCUUACCAUGAGCAGUUAACCGUGUCAGAAAUCACUAAUUCCUGCUUCGAGCCAGCCAAUCAGUUGGUGAAAUGUGACCCACGCCACGGUAAAUACAUGGCCUGCUGCCUUUUGUAUCGUGGUGAUGUCGUUCCCAAAGACGUGAACGCUGCCAUUGCCACCAUCAAAACCAAGCGCUCCAUCCAGUUUGUGGACUGGUGCCCCACUGGUUUCAAGGUGGGCAUCAACUACCAGCCGCCCACUGUAGUUCCUGGUGGAGACCUGGCCAAGGUCCAGAGGGCUGUGUGCAUGCUGAGCAACACCACUGCUAUUGCAGAGGCCUGGGCUCGGCUUGACCACAAGUUUGAUCUGAUGUACGCUAAGCGUGCCUUUGUGCACUGGUAUGUGGGUGAGGGUAUGGAGGAGGGAGAGUUCUCUGAGGCCAGAGAGGACAUGGCCGCUCUGGAGAAAGAUUACGAGGAGGUUGGAGUUGACUCCAUUGAGGGUGAGGGAGAGGAAGAGGGAGAGGAAUAUUAAGGGACAAAAAGGCAUUAGUUAAACAUGAUACAAUUAAUUCUAAAAAUGAAUGUUUAACUAUCAUUACAAGUUCGGACAUUGAGGGAGAGGGAGAGGAAUAGGUCCAAUAAGAAAAACCCCUUGAAAGCUUAAUUCCUUACCAAUACGCUGAAGCCCAAAAUCUUGCCUUUGUACUAGAAAUGUAACGUGUUUCUAUUCCAAAUGUGUCACUGUAGUUGCAAAAAAACAAUUGGAUGGUUUAUGGAGUGUAAAUAAACUUGGGAAAAGUA